Molecule: messenger RNA, 4279 nt
Organism: Amphimedon queenslandica
Lineage: Eukaryota; Metazoa; Porifera; Demospongiae; Haplosclerida; Niphatidae
Exons: 17
Coding region: 115-4155 (1346 amino acids)
Biological process (GO): signal transduction
Molecular function (GO): protein binding
Source: RefSeq, a predicted model, not a curated record
CAAAUACGUAAAGAAUGCGGAUGUGACGUAGUUAUUUAUUAAUUGAAAAAAGCCAGGGCAGCCUGGCAGACUAGGUGAAAGUGAAUACUGAAUAGACUUUAGUGAACUGUCAAGAUGGCCACUGGUGGAUCAGGAAGGGAUACUAAAUAUAUAGGAGCCUUAUUAUAUGAGGAGAAAAGUUCAAAUGAAUAUGUAGCAAUAUUUACUGUAGCUAAAGGUGAAGACACACUCGAUGAUUAUGUGAGAAGGAAGCACCCUGGAGCGAGGGGAGGUUCACUUAUCUCCUUUACAUUUGUCCAGCAGCAAGACUCUACACUUCCAUCAAGAGGUGAUUAUAUUGAAUUAAAGUUUGGUACUCCACAAGUUAAGUCAACCACUGGAUGGAUUAUUAAACCUCACACAGUACCUUGUAGAAUAUAUAGAAGUGAUGUUGAUAAGGCUUGUACACCUGGCUAUCCUGACCCUCCCUCCUCCAGUAUAUCAGUACAUGCUACACUUGAUGCUGUUUUUAGACUAGAGUAUACUAUACCACUGGAAGGUGUGGUGGUUGCAUAUGAUGAUACAUUAUAUAUUAGCAGGACAUUGAGAAAAGGUCAUCUCUUGGACAUUAAUGAUUUACAGUAUGUACUUGACACAUUGAAUGAAGCUGGCUUCUCACAGGGGGAAUGGAAACCUCUUGGUAUUGCUUUAGGAUUAUAUUAUCCUACACUGAAGGCUAUUGGGGAUGAGUAUCGUAGAGAUGAACAAGGAUGUCUUAGGCAGUGUCUAGGGAAAUGGUUGGAGAGAGCUGAUGAUGUUGAUGCUGAAGGAGGUCCAAGAAUGACCUCUCUAUGUGCUGCUCUUGAGGACAUUGGUGAUAAAGCAGCAGCUGAUUAUAUCAGAAAGAAUAUUAUUGAUAAAGAUUCUCCAGAGUUACAUCACUAUCGUGAAGCACUUAAGACUAUCGUGAGGUGUCGUCUUACGAAAGCAGUAGUUCAAGGAGAAGCUCGUGUUGGUAAAACCUGUUUCAAGUCACUUCUACUGGAUGAAAAGUAUGUCAAAGCAAGUACUGGUCUUGCUGAGCCAAGAGUUGGUAUCUACUGCUACAGACGAGAUACUGGGAAACGAUACAAGCUAUUGGAUGUCACAGAGUUAGAACAAAUUGUUAAAAACGCUUUGAAAAAAGAUGCAGUAGAAAAAUGGACCAAUUCUCCAGUAGAAAAUCAGGUCAGGAAAAGUAUCUAUGAAAAGAAACUGACCAGAGGAAAUGAAACAGCUGACGAGACUGACGAUGGAUUUGUUGACGAUGAAGUCACCGAAGGACCUGGCGAUGGAGAUGUAGCACCUGGAGAUGGAAAUAAAGCACCUGGAGAUGAAAAGGAAAGUUUGCUGAGUAAAGAAGUAGAAAAGGUACUUGACGGAGUGCGAGAGUGUUCAGGGAAGGAGAAUCGUCUUGAAGGUGCUCAAUGGCUAUACCUCGUUGAUACAGGAGGUCAAAUCGCUUUUCAAAAGUUGCUUCCAAUUUUUAUGCCGUUUGCUCAAGUUCUUAUUCUGGUUGUUAAUAUUUCAAAAGAGUUGUCUAGCGGCUCCACUGCAGUGAUGCACAUUGAAGGUGAGGAUCACAGUGAUGGGAGUCCAUCCAGAUUGACGGUCGAAGAAGUUUUGAAGCAAAUUAUUUCAUCAAUAGCUUCUGGGAUGCAGCAUUUCAGGGAUAGCUAUAAAGAUCAUGAAGUUCUACGAGAUUUGGUUCCAAAGAAAUUGCAGAUUCUCACAAUUGGUACACAUGGAGAUGAAUGCAGUGAUGUAGCAGAGUCUAAACGCAUAUUAGCAAAAAAGUUGGCAGAAAUAAUAAAAGGAAAUGAUGAUUGUGAAUCAAUUGAAGAUCAUCGUGUAGUUCGUGUACGGGAAAUUGAUGGUCGUAUCGCUAGUGUAGCUGUUGAAGAAAGAGGAGAGGAGGAAAAUUUUAUGAACACGAAGAGUUCUUUGGAUGACGUAGAUGAGAUCUUAACGAAAGAUGAUAAAGGAAUCAACAUUCCAUUUUAUUACUACUUCUUUGAUAUUGUACUUCGCGUUGCAGCUAAAGAGGGAUGUGGUAUCUUGCGAUUAUCCACCUGCAAAAGUCUUGGGGAAGAUUUAAAACUUUCAAAAGAUGAGGUUAUGGAGUCUCUUAAUUUCUUGCACCAUAUCAACAGUAUCAUUUAUUAUCAUGAUUCUAAAGCCUGCAGUGACCUGGUGUUUGUUAACAUAGGCAGUCUCAUCGGUAUUCUCAAGGAGCUGGUCAGGCAUGUUCAUGUUGUUCACUCCAAUAAAGGAUAUGCUGGAGAUGAUGACAUUAUAAAGGGGAUUCUUUCAGAGUCCAAGUUUAAAGAGAUUUGUAAAGAACAACUUGACCCCAUCACAGAAAAGCUAAAAGUUGUUGAUAUUGCAAUGAAAUUGCUGAAUCUUUUCCUGGAGCUCUCAAUAGCUACACAAAUAGAUGAUAAAUAUUUCAUACCAGCUCUCCUUCUAGUAAAAGAUGUUACAGAUAUUAAUCCUUAUAAGAAUCGUGAGCCAUUGCUGUUUUACUUCAAGAAGGCUACCCCAAUGGGCCUUUUCUGCUCUGUUGUUACUCAUCUUCUUUCCAGCUGUUGCUACGAAAUAGUUUCGAUAGAAAGUAAUUUCUCAAAUUUCAUCGAAUUGAAAUAUCGUACAGAAGGGGUUGCGUCAUUCUACAUUACUCUAGUUGAACAGAUCAAUUGCAUUGAAGUCCAUUGUGAGAAACAGAGAGGGGAAGGGAUAGUCAGGGAAGAUGUCAAAAUGGCGAUCGUUUCUGCAGCUGAAAAGCACAAUCUUAGUGCAAGUCAUGAGAUCUGGUUUUAUUGUUCAUGUCAGCGUGGCACUACUGGAGGAGGAGGAGGUGUGGCUAAAGGGAAGAAGCAUACAGUUGAAGUUGAAACUGUCAAUAAAGAGCAUAUCUUCCGAUGCAGUGAGAACCCACAUAUCUGCAGUGAUGACCCACCUACUGAAUGGGAACAUAAGAUAGAGUUAUGGAGCUCCUGGCUUAACGCUAAUACACCAAACACUCUUCCUUCUAAUGAUGAAUCAGCUUCUGUUACAAAACAAAGUACUCCACAAAGAAGUGUAUCUGAGACCGGAAGCACUGGCUCUUCACAGGAAACCAAAGAUCCAAAAGAGAUACUACAGCAAUACUCAGCUAAGCUACCCAAGGCAAUAUCAGCUAAUGUUGGUGAUGUAGCUAAAGCAUUGUUUGCCAAGGAUCUAAUAACACAAGGGACUAGAGAAUAUGUGACAACAGUUGGUGUAGCUAAUGCUGAUAAAGCUGAUAGAGUAAUGACUGAUGUCAUGGGUCAGUUAGAAGCUUUUAAUGAUAAAAGACAGUAUUUAGUUAAAGUGUGUCAUGUAUUGACUCAACAAGGUGCAGCAGUGAAACAGAUAGGAAAUUUUAUACUUAAAGAACUAGUAGGAGAAGACACUGCUACUGUCCAGCCUCCUCUUCCUCAAAGUGGAGCUAGUGUUGCUAGUGAAGGAGAAUGUGGAAUUGAAACAGGACAAGAGGAUACCCCUGCCAUUGAGACUGGAGGGAGGAGCCCAGUGACUCCAUUACCAGUACAGGAAGACAGUUACAUUGCAGAAGAAGAAGAAGAAGAGAAACCAUCAAAGAAAGAAAAUGAAGAUGAAGAAGGAGGAGUUCGACAAAGACCAAAUGUUGCUCCACCCAAACCACAGGAACAGCGAGAGAAGGCUCCUUCUCAUAAAGGCAAGAAAGGUAGCUCAUGUAACUGGACUGUGUUAGGAGGAGGUGUUGUUUGUAUUGUUGUUGUUAUUGUUGUUUUUGGUUUUCUUGUAAAUAGUGUGUCUGAAUAUGAAGUCAAUGAAGAUAUCAGUCUUGAUGUCACUAAUCUACAAGAGAUACUUGAUGUGUUAAAGGAUGGUUUUUUUCCCGAUCAUCGCUGGCUUGAUCUCGGUCUCAGUUUGAAUCUAAUCCACAAUGAUUUAUCAGUUAUUGAAUCUGAUAGACCAACAGCUCACAGACGAUUACAGGAGAUGCUGUCAUUAUGGUUGAGGAGAGGAAGGGCAACUUGGAACAGAUUAGCUGCAGCACUUGAAAACAUUGAAGAAUAUAAAGCAGCAGAAGUUGUGAAGGCUAGAGUUACAAAUGACAGAUAUGUACUCUAACUUUUAUAUAUACUUUUAUGAUAAUUAUUAAUCUUUUAUUAAAGAUUAAGGGAUAAGCUAAAUAAAGCACUCGGCCCUUAGAAAGAAUGAUAGCAGCUGCUUAUUUUAAUAUUUGAUUAUUAGU